AAAAAAAUAAAAAUUGAUUGAAGAGUGAAGACGGGUUCCUUGGAAUUUGGAUUGAAAUGUCCCAAUGGAUACCUAUGUCCAGAAAACGACACCUAAGCUCAGUUUCAAAUGAUGAUAGAAUUGUUGCCCAGAAGAUGGAAGAAGUGCAUGAAAAUACUGACCAUGAAAAUACAGAGAUUCAAGAUCCAACCUCAAAUGAAUUUAAUAUCACUGGACUGUUUGUUGAAACCCAUGCUUCAAAUAAACACAUGAGUUGUAAUGAGCCUACUGCUGUGAGUAGUGGAAUAUCCAUGUCAAAUGAUGCUUGUCAGGAAGGCAGUGAUAAUGUUCCAGCUGACGCAGGAGGUGAUCAGAAUGUUGCAGUCAAAGCCUAUGCUGACAGUGAAAAACACAUAUCAAGGGACACUGUAACUGCCCAAAUCAAGAUACCACAUGCUGUACACACAGCACUGAAGUCAGGAGGUGGUGAACUGGCAGCCAGGCUGGCUGAGACUGGCUGCACUGUCCAGCUACCCAGGAAAAUGAAGAAGCCUGUCACAGUCUGUGGCAGCUCAGAGGAGGAUGUUCAGUUGGCAUGUGAACUGCUUAAGACUGGUUUGACUCCUAGUAAACAGGCGCGGCCGCUUUUGACCCACUUUGUGUCUGUUCGUCUGACGGAGGAACCGUUACGCCGUCGGUUCGAGGAGUUCCGCACGCUAGUGCGCGACCUGCAGCCGGACCACGAUCUCCUGCCGGACCGGCUCUUUCAGCGGCCCGAGAAACUGCAUAUCUCACUCGCGAUGCUUCAGCUACCCGACGAGGCGGCGCUGCAGGCGGCUCGUGACGUGCUCGACAUCUGCUGCCGUCAGCUGUGCGACCAGCCGCCGGUGCGGUUCCGGCUGCGCGGCCUAGGCACGUUCGGUACUGCAACCCGGUCGCGGGUGCUGUACUCGCGGCCGGAGCCGGCCGAAUGUCUGCAGUCAGCCGCCGAACUUGUGUACAAUCGGCUGAGCGAGGCUGGUCUGACGGGCCGCCAACAGGAGAGCAUCACGCUACACGCCACCCUGCUCAACACGACCUUCCUGACGCGGGGCGCCGCCGGCCGCCGCUGGCGCAAAUUCCGCGGUUUCGACCACGGCCCGCUCGUUGAGAAGCUGGGUGAGUUUGACUUCGGCGAGGUCCAACCUGCGGCGUUCGAGAUAUCGUCGCUAACCGAGAAGGCCGCUGACGGCUACUACGCCACUGCCGGCUUGGGCCAUCUCCGUGUUAACGAGUUACCGCAGCUCGAUAGCUGCCUGUCGUCAGGAGUUGGCGUCGGAGAGCUGCGGCCAGCCGGCGGAGAACUGCAGACAGAUGUCGAAGAGUCGCGGACUGACGUUGUAGAGUCGCGAACAGACACGGUAGAGCCGCGGACUGACGUUGCAGAGGUGCCGACAGACGCGGUAUAGCCGGAGACUGACAUUGGAGAGCUGCAGGAAGGAGAGCUAGGAACAGGCGUCGAAGAGUCGCGGUCAGACGCCGGAAAGUCGCGGACUGACCUCGGAGGGUCGCGAGCAGGCGAUGUGGACUUCCAGGAAGCUUCAGCUGCAACUAGUGAAGAGAGCGACUUGGGCGUGACAGUUGAGACGACAGUUGUAGAGUCACCAGCAACACCGCUAGGAGACAUGUCUCGACUGGCGGGCUUGACUCUGAGCGGUUACCAUGGUGCAUCACAGCCUACGCCCUCUGAUCCUGAGCCACUGUUGCAUGUUGUGGCCUCGGGAUCAAAGGAUGGAGCGGCAACAGAACCGCCUUGAACAAAUGAACACCUCUUGAGGCGGUGAGAACUUUCGGGUGAAAAAUUCCGAUGUACAAAUACUUGUGAUGUCCGUCUGACGUUGAACUGAGCCAUCCGAGCCUAGCGGAGCUCUUUGCACUUGUAUGUCCGGCGUCAAUAUUUGAUAACGGACGAUGGAUAACGUAUUUUGUACUUUGUACGUACUUUCUUGGUAACAAUAUUACUUGUUUUGAAAGUCAUUUGCUAACAUAUUGUUGAUAAUUAAUGGGUAUUUAUUUACAAUGCGCCACUACAGCUCAAUACACCUAAACCUACCUACGGGCUACGGUUGCACGUUUAUUCUUG
Molecule: messenger RNA, 2101 nt
Organism: Amphibalanus amphitrite
Lineage: Eukaryota; Metazoa; Arthropoda; Thecostraca; Balanomorpha; Balanidae
Exons: 2
Coding region: 57-1427 (456 amino acids)
Biological process (GO): DNA alkylation repair; regulation of DNA-templated transcription
Cellular component (GO): nucleus
Source: RefSeq, a predicted model, not a curated record